UUCACAAUUUAAAUGGUAGCGGCUAAACAGUGGGUACAAGAAUCAUCUUCUGUAUGUACAUCACGGUGGCGGAGAAGCAAUCUAAAUGAGUUUCCAGUUACUGACCACCACUUCCACCGCACAAGCGACGCCGCCACCGUUGCCGCCGUCUCUUGCCCCAAGGACCCACAUCCCAGCCCAUGUAUACACGCACCCAGCCGCAAUCCUCCUGGAGCUCUGCACCUCCGUGAAAGAGCUCCGGCAAAUGCUCCCAGUCGUGAUAAAAAACGGCCUCUACAACGAGCUCCUCUUCCAAACCAAGCUCGUAAGUCUAUUCUCUAAAUACGGCAGCUUAAACGAGGCCGCCAAGGUCUUCGAACCCAUUAAUCCCAAACAGGAUGCUCUGUAUCACACUAUGCUCAAAGGACAUAUCCAUCACUCCUCUUUAGACUCUUCCUUCUCGUUCUACUCUCGUAUGAGAUCCGACAAUGUCACUCCCGUUGUAUAUAACUUAACAUAUUUGCUAAAAGCUUGCGCCGACAAUUCUGAUAUUCAGAAGGGCAAACAGAUACACGGGCAGUUGAUUCUGAACGGGUUUUCGAGCGAUCGGUUCGCAAUGACCAGUGUUGUAAGUCUCUACGCGAAAUGUAGGCUGGUUGAGGAUGCGCACAAGAUGUUCGAGAGAAUGCCUGAGAGGGAUAUAGUGUCUUGGAACACGGUUAUUGCUGGGUUUGUGCAAAACGGGAUGCCUAAGAGAGCGUUGGAAUUGGUUGUGAGGAUGCAUAGGGAAACUUCACUUAGGCCUGAUUUUGUUACGCUUGUUUCGAUUUUGCCUGCCUGUGCUGCUACUGGAGCCUUGAGGAUUGGGAAAUCGAUACACGGGUAUGUUGUGAGGAAUGGGUUGGAAUCUUCUGUGAAUGUUUCAACUGCCUUGGUGGACAUGUAUGCAAAAUGUGAUUCAGUGGAUGCUGCAAAGUUGGUCUUUGACAAGAUGGAGCUUCGGAGUGUUGUUUCGUGGAAUGCUAUGAUCGAUGGGUACGCGCAAAGUGGGAACUCGGAUGAAGCUCUAAUGUUGUUUGAAAAGAUGUUGGAUGAAGGAUUGAGACCUACUAAUGUUACUGUCAUGGCUGCUCUACAUGCUUGUGCUGAUUCGGGGAGCCUUGAGCGUGGGCGAAGAAUUCAUGAACUGAUUGAUCGGUUAGGCCUUGCUUCAGACGUUUCGGUUGUCAAUUCUUUGAUUGCAAUGUACAGUAAAUGCAAGGCAGUCGAUAUUGCUGCUGGAUUGUUCGAAACUUUACCCAGAAAGACGCUUGUGACUUGGAACGCGAUGAUCUUGGGCCUCGCGCAAAAUGGGCAGGUAAUGCAAGCCUUGAGUCUUUUCUGCAAAAUGCAACUGAAUAACAUCAGACCUGAUUCGUUCACGCUGGUUAGCGUGGCUACAGCGCUUGCAGAGUUAUCAGUACUGCGCCAGGCCAAGUGGAUCCAUGGAUUUGCUGUGAGAACUUGUCUGGACAAGAAUGUGUUUGUGAUGACUGCCCUCGUGGACAUGUACGCGAAAUGUGGAGCAGUUUACACCGCGAGAAGGCUGUUUGACGCGAUGGAGGAUAGGCAUGUGACGACUUGGAAUGUUAUGGUGGAUGGAUAUGGCACACACGGAUUUGGGAAGGAAGCUGUCGAGUUGUUUGAGGAUAUGCGCGGGAGCUCCAUAGAGCCUAACGACAUAACAUUCUUAUGCAUCAUCUCGGCUUGCAGCCACUCGGGGUUUGUAGAGAGGGGGCAGCAUUACUUCGAUGUGAUGCAGGAAGAAUAUGGCAUACAUCCCUCAAUGGACCACUACGGUGCCAUGGUUGAUCUCCUUGGUCGAGCUGGUAGGCUCAACGAAGCUUGGGACUUCAUCAAUAACAUGCCCGUUGAGCCUGAGAUCAACGUCUUCGGUGCAAUGCUGGGCGCUUGCAGGAUCCACAAGAACAUCGAGCUCGGGGAGAAGGCUGCAGACAGACUAUUCGAGCUGCACCCUGACGACGGUGGAUACCAUGUUUUGCUCGCUAACAUAUACGCCUCGGCUUCAAUGUGGAACAAAGUGGCUAAAGUCAGAACCCUGAUGGAGAAGAAAGGGAUUCGCAAAACCCCCGGCUGCAGCCUAGUCGAUUUGAGAAACGAGGUCCAUUCGUUCUACUCUGGCAGCACAACCCACCCCCAAUCCAAACAGAUCUAUGCAUAUCUCGAAACUCUGCUCAAAAAGAUCAAAGCCGCUGGGUACACCCCCGUUACAGAUUCAUUCCACGAUGUUGAAGACGAUGUUCAGGAGCAGCUCGUCAGCACCCAUAGCGAAAAGCUCGCUAUUGCAUUCAGUCUUCUGAACACCAGCCCUGGUACCGCUAUCCAUAUCAGGAAAAAUCUUCGGGUUUGCAGCGACUGCCAUACUGCAACGAAAUUCAUCUCUCUCGUUACUCAGAGAGAAAUUAUCGUCCGUGAUAUGCACCGGUUCCACCAUUUCAAGAAUGGAACCUGUUCUUGUGGUGAUUACUGGUGAUCUUCCAUGGCAGGUGAAAAUCCAUUGACGGUGACCCGGCCUUCUAUUCUGAUCUCUUCAUGUUAAAUUCUAUUUCAACAUUAAAAAUACAAUAUGCUAAAAUAAGAUAUAAAAGACCAAAUCAGCCACUUCUUUAUUAUUAAGUGACAUAUUAAUGACUGAUUUAAUUUUUAAAGGAUUAAAUU
Ipomoea triloba (trilobed morning glory) is the source of this 2697-nucleotide messenger RNA. Its product is annotated as pentatricopeptide repeat-containing protein At1g11290, chloroplastic. The record is from RefSeq and is a predicted model, not a curated record. Bases 86 to 2512 code for a protein of 808 amino acids. The transcript is spliced from 2 exons. Gene Ontology annotation, molecular function: RNA binding; protein binding; zinc ion binding. NCBI's taxonomy places the organism in Eukaryota, Viridiplantae, Streptophyta, Magnoliopsida, Solanales, Convolvulaceae. Gene Ontology annotation, biological process: RNA modification.